ACAGCGGGCAGCAGUGGGUGAGAGAGAGAGGGUGAGGAGGUGGAUGUGCAGCGGCAUGCUUCCACAGCGUGAACAGCUCCUGCCACGCACCGAUUCCGCAUAACAGCGUAAAAAAAGCCGUUCUUACGCACAGAAACGACGCCUCCGGUUCCUCCGCACUUCCUCGCCGUGGAUGAGUGCACCGAGCGUGGAUGGUUAUGUUUGAAAAGGAGUCGGGACAAGCACUGGACCAGUCGAGCGCCACAGCGAUGCCUUCCAACAAAUACUCUGCUGCUAUCAUGGAGGAGAGCAACAACAUGGCCGCCACAGCAGCGGUGAACGGAGACACGCCUCCAGCUGAGGGCCUAUCAGAGAACGACAGCGGCGUGGAGCUGACCAAUGAGAACAGCCCUCUGACGGCGGCCGAACCUCCCUCCCCCUUCAGCCCCAAACAGAACGGAGACGCUGCCUCACCCCAAGACGGUAAUCGGUGUUCGAGUGGAAGCAGGAAGAGGAGCAAGAGCAGGUCAUCGGAGGAGGACGGCAGCUGGAACUCCUGCAGCGAGGAGAAGUCUUCAGGGUCGUCUCAGCUGGGUUUGAGGAAGAGACCUCAGCCCAGAACCAUCUUCCAGGCCGGACUGACGGCACACAGCAAACCCCGAAGACAGAACCGCAAGCAGGAGCACAGCGCGAUGCAGUGUUCUGGAGCUCCUCGGGGACCCGCCGUCGUGUCCCAAGGCGUCCCAGAGGCUCCUCGUCUGGAGCUGAUGGAACAGGACUCCAAAGACUCGGCUCAGAGCACCAGCACCUCGUCCAGCUCUGAGAUCCAGCCAGAAUACAACGACAACAAGGGUUUUGGAAUCGGCGAGCUGGUCUGGGGUAAGAUCAAAGGUUUCUCCUGGUGGCCGGGCAUCGUGGUGACGUGGAGGGCAACCGGCAAGCGGCAGGCGAGCCACGGCAUGAGGUGGCUGCAGUGGUUCGGAGACGGCAAGUUCUCCGAGGUUUCAGCCGACAAACUGGACUCCAUCACUGCUUUCCCCAAGUUCUUCAGCCAGGCGUCCUACACCAAGCUGGCCUCGUACCGCAGCGCCGUCUUCCAGGCUCUGGAGAUGGCCAGCAGCCGGGCGGAGAAGACGUUUCCUCCGUGUGAAUCUGACAACCUGGAGGACCAGGUCAAACCCAUGCUGGACUGGGCCAACGGAGGCUUCCUGCCCAAAGGAGAGGAGGGACUCAAACCGACGUACAGCGCUGACAGUAACCCUCUGGUCCUCGAUGUCUCUCCACCCGACUACUUCCCGAGUCCAAAGAGGCCCAGAGUGAGUCUCUGUAAGAACAAGGCGGCGCCGGAAGAGUCCUACAGCAGAGAACAAAUGGUGAAUGAAGUUCUGAAGAAUAAAAGAAGUAUAGAAGAUUUCUGCGUCUCCUGUGGAAAGAUGAGAGCAGCAACCUUCCACCCGCUGUUUGAAGGAGGCUUGUGCCAAACGUGCAAGGACGUCUACCUGGAGAUGUCCUACAUGUACGACGACGACGGCUACCAGUCCUACUGCACUGUCUGCUGUGGAGGUCGAGAAGUUCUGCUCUGUGGAAACGCCAACUGCUGCAGGUGUUUCUGUGUGGACUGCCUGGACAUCCUGGUGGAUCCAGGUGCGUCCAACAGCGCCCGCUACCAGGACCCGUGGCGCUGCUACAUGUGCCAGCCGCUGCUGCAGUACGGAGUCCUCAAACGGAGACACGACUGGAGCCUCAAGCUGCAGGAGUUCUUCGCCAACGACAAGGGACAGGAGUUUGAGAAACCAAAGAUUUACCCAGCAGUCCCUGCAGAGCAGCGACGACCAAUCAGAGUCCUCUCCCUGUUCGACGGCAUCGCCACCGGGUACCUGGUUCUGAGGGACCUGGGCUUUAAGGUGGACCAGUACGUGGCGUCGGAGGUGUGCGAGGACUCCAUCUCUGUGGGCGUCGUCAGACAUGAAGGAAAGAUCCAGUACGUCCACGAUGUCAGGAACAUCACCAAGAAAAACAUCCAGGAGUGGGGUCCGUUCGACCUGGUGAUCGGAGGAAGUCCCUGCAACGACCUGUCCAUCGUCAACCCCGCAAGGAAAGGCCUCUAUGAAGGCACAGGGAGGCUGUUCUUCGAGUUUUACCGUCUGCUGAGCGAAGCCAAGCCCAAGGAAGGGGAGGACCGGCCGUUCUUCUGGAUGUUCGAGAACGUGGUGGCCAUGGGAGUCAGCGACAAGAGGGACAUCUCACGGUUCCUGGAGUGUAACCCGGUGAUGAUCGACGCCAUCGAGGUUUCCGCUGCCCACCGAGCUCGUUACUUCUGGGGGAACCUGCCGGGGAUGAACAGCGGAUAUGGGCAGUGUGAAGGACUAAAUACGACAACGCCUCCUUGUUUCAGGCCUCUGUGUGCUUCGGGGACGGACAAGCUGGAGCUGCAGGACUGUCUGGACCACGGCAGAGUGGCAAAGUUCGGGAAGGUUCGUACCAUCACCACUCGUGCCAACUCCAUCAAACAGGGGAAGGACCAGCACUUUCCCGUCCUGAUGAACGGGAAGGAGGACAUCCUGUGGUGCACAGAGCUGGAGAGGAUCUUCGGCUUCCCGGUCCACUACACCGACGUGUCCAACAUGGGUCGUGUUGCCAGGCAGAAGCUGCUGGGUCGGUCCUGGAGCGUCCCCGUCAUCAGGCAUCUGUUCGCGCCGCUCAAAGACUACUUCGCCUGCGAAUAGACGAUGCCGGCUGCAGAUUUAGUCAGGAGCUGCGACGUGCCUCCAACUUUGGCAGCAAAAAGCCAAAAAAAAAAAUAUCAGUGUAAGUAGCUGUUAGUUCCUGGAUUGUGGUUAAAAAAAAAUGCACUGCAGCUUUAACACACACUAACACAGAUGUAGAGGGAAGGUAGCUGCUGUUAUCACUGUUCUAUCAUCCAUCACACAGUCUGGAGGGAAACCGGCGGCUUCACGUUAACAUUAAGACUGAUUUUAAUUUUCCUUUUAAAGCCCUCACAAGGUUUUAAAGUUUUAAAGCUGACACCAGUUAGUAGCUGCAAAAAAUAGAGCUUUUAUUGGCUUUUUUUAACAUUCGGUUGCUCAAACGAUGAUUAAGACGAGCAACGAAACGCCAAAGUCCGCUGACAUCGAGCCGCGAAUGAAUCCGGAUUUCUUCGGUUUCAUCGAUCCGUCUAGAAAAGCCAAAACUUGAUGUUGAGUUUUUGGUUUUUGCUCCAGAUUCUGAGAUAAAACAGUUCAAACACUUGAGUUUAUCUUCGUUUUAACGGAUAAAAAUCAACAGCGGUGCUAUAAGAGGCUGGAAUUUUACUACAAAGGGCUGGAUUUGAGUUGGAUUUAGAUUUUUUAAUGAAAGAAAACACUGGAUGUUUUUAGAAAACCGACGAAAGAAAAGCCUCAAUCAGUGGAGCAAAACUGGAAAUAUGAUGCAGGACUUUUACUGACAAUUUUUUUACUUUUUUUUUUAUAAGCGAACUAGCUUAGUUUUUCUUAAAAAACAGAGAGAAAAAAGCUUUUUUUAUUAAAGAUUCUAUUUUUUGUGUAGGUAGUGUGUGUCCCUGAUAGCUACGUACAAAUACUUGAAACAAGCCAAUGCAAAAUCGGAGAGGUGCUGAAUUUAUGGUUUAUCAACCAGCUGAGGAUAGAAAUGAAUCCCGCUGUCGAUGUUUUUUACUUUUUACUGUCGUCUCUACGCAGCUGGACAGAAGUUAACUUCACUCCAGGACUGAGUUUAUGGUUUUACAGCCGUUUCUGUUCCAAAAAGACAAACAAAAAUGUUUGGGAAACACUGAAUAUUUGUGUAAACGAGCACUGACUACCUUUGGAUUUAAAAAAGAGAAAAUUUGACGAGAAGAUUGAAAGAAAAUGAUCUCAGUGACGCUGGUUGAGCUGUUUUCAACCAGUUCAGGUAUAACUGUGGUUUAUCUUCUCCUGAAAGCCUGAAUAACUGACUUUUAAUAUCAAAACAUGCUGUUUUAAUCCUCCUCAGUAAAUAAAAAGCUUCUUCUGAAAGGAAAGGUCAAAUAUUUACAGAACUUUCUGCUGAAACACUUUAUUUUGGUGCCAAACUCUAAACGCAGUCCUUUGAGAUAUCUUUGUUUUUAUGGUGUUUUUGGUAACUGGAAGACUUUUAAAUGCUGUCGUACGAAAAACAGAAGCAGAAAAAGACAAAAAAACGGAUCCAUUUAAAGUUAUAAUGUGGAAGGUUUAUCGUUAGAACCAGAUAUUUUUCGAAAUUUUUAUUACGACAUAAGCAACUUUUAUUGUUAUAAAACAUUUUAUAAUGCAAAACAACAAAACAAGACACAAAAUUACCCAAAAACUAAAUACAAAAUGACCCAAAACAACAAAAACAAGACACAGAACAACAAAAACAAGGCACAAAAUGACCCACAACAUCAAGAACACAGUAACAGGACAAUACUUAAACUGUCAUAAACAGUUUUUCUUGUUAUAAUUUGAAACCUUUCCUGCUAUAAUAAUGUACAUUCGGGAAUGUUCAGGUUCAUCUGCAUGCUUUUAUUUAAUGUUUGAUCCAACACAUGGUGAGGUAAUGAUGUGAAGACGGGUUUUUAAGUCCAAGAAAGAAGAAAAAUAGAGUAAUUUCCCAUUAAUCAACUAUUUAUGGAAACAUGUCUCAUCAGAAUACCAUCCAUUAUUAUCAAUAACAGCAGAAUUUCACCCUGAAUUUACCCAAACAUGAAGCAGAACUUAUGCAAAUUGUACAAAUGAACAGUUUUCCUCAAUCUGUUCACUCUUUGCAUCAUUAUAAGAUACAUUAUGAUGUUAAAUGUGAGGAAAUAUAGUGCAGAGAACAGAUAAAUGGAGGAAUAAUGCUCAUAUACACAGUCUGAUUUAGUUUUACUUCAUGUUUGGGUUGAGAAAUAACAAGAUUCUGUCAUUAUUGAUCACGAUGGAUGAACCUGACAAAGAGAAUAAUCGCGUCAUUUCUCAUUGAUGACAGCGAGAGGCUCCAUGGACACAAACUUAUCACAAUAAUCAGUCAUCAUGAUCAAUAACAGCAGAAUGUCAACCCAAACAUGGAGCAAAACGCCAAAUCAGAUCAUUUAAAUCAACAGUUUUCCUCAGUUUAUCCAUUCUUUCUGCCAGUUAUAAUGUAAUAACAUGAAACGUUUCUCACUGUAACAGAACAAAUAGAUUAUAUUUACACCAUGAUCGGCUUUUAUUGCUGUUAUAACACUAAAGUUUCCGCAUUAUGCUGUUAAAUUGAUCCGUUUUUUGGUUUUUCCGCUGUUGGCUGUCACCAAAUGUAAAAGUUCAUUACCUCAGAGCUCGUGUGAAUAUUUACUGUAGCCGUCUGCUCCCGUUGGCCCCGUCUGGAUAGAAAUAGCUCCUCUUUUAUCACUGGAACUUUGUGUUUUGUGUACUGUAUCGAUAGAAAGUUUACAGAACUACUUUUUUCUUUAAACACAAAAUGCACAAAAGCUGUUUUAUUUUGAUGUUUAAAUGAUGGGUUCAGUUAAAAAAACUCUUCUAUGGUGCUUCAGAGGCCCCUUAAAGUGCCACCAGGAACAUUUUUCUGAUUUGAUUUUCAAGUCCUUUAAAAAACCAAAAAGUAAGUGUUUACAUACUUCAUUAAAAUUGCUGAACCUGUUGAAUGUUUUGCUUGAAAAUGAAAAAAAAAAACCUUUCUGUAACUGCUUUUUAUAUUGGAUUUCUAUGAUAGUAUAUUUUAACUGAAAUGUGUAAUGUUUUAGUAUGAUAUAGCUCACAUUAAUCAGUAGAUUUUGAUAUCGUGUUAUUUCUGAGUGUGUUUUUGUAGGUUUGUGUGUGAAUGAGGACUUUUUGUUUUCACUAUAACCUUUUUGUGUUUUUUUCAGAAUUACAUCCUCCGCUUUUAUUUGCCUUUUUAUGAAUCUCAAGUGCAAAAGCAUUUCAAGAGAACAGACUCUUUGCUAUUUUUAUACUUUAUUUGAGUUGUUAGAGAAAAACAUUGGUGUUUUUUAUGUUUGUGUACUUCUUAUAGCAACCUACAUAUGAUUUUUUUUUUACUCAAUAAAACACUGAAAAACAGGA
Amphiprion ocellaris (clown anemonefish) is the source of this 6017-nucleotide messenger RNA. RefSeq names its product DNA (cytosine-5-)-methyltransferase 3 beta, duplicate b.1 (gene dnmt3bb.1). The record is from RefSeq and is a predicted model, not a curated record. Bases 192 to 2705 code for a protein of 837 amino acids. Gene Ontology annotation, molecular function: DNA binding; DNA (cytosine-5-)-methyltransferase activity, acting on CpG substrates. The transcript has 22 exons. Gene Ontology annotation, cellular component: nucleus. Gene Ontology annotation, biological process: negative regulation of transcription by RNA polymerase II. NCBI's taxonomy places the organism in Eukaryota, Metazoa, Chordata, Actinopteri, Pomacentridae.